Molecule: messenger RNA, 1494 nt
Organism: Brugia malayi
Lineage: Eukaryota; Metazoa; Nematoda; Chromadorea; Rhabditida; Onchocercidae
Product: Lectin C-type domain containing protein
Exons: 8
Coding region: 1-1494 (497 amino acids)
Source: RefSeq, a predicted model, not a curated record
AUGGCUGUGCAUGCACAGGCAUGUCCUGCAGAGCCGAUAAUACUACAAGCGAAGUCUAAUGCUCAGCAAGUCUAUUUUCACACAAUUGGAUAUGAAACCGGUCGCUAUGCAAAUAACAUGAGAUGCAGCUGGAUCCUGAUGGGUAGCAGUAGCAGGAAAAGAAUAAUGCUAACUGUCCAUGAUUCCGACAUUGACGAUGCCUUGUUCUCAGAAUGUGAUGACUAUUGCUCCAUUCAUGAUGGUGAUACAUCUAAAUCACCAGAAGUAGUACGUUGGUGUGGUGAUAAGCAUCCGAAUGCGGUUAUUAGUACUACCGAUUCACUUUAUGUGUAUUUUCAUAGCGAUGAAGCAUUUCAAGGGAAAGGCAUUAAUAUGUCCUUCAUUGAAUUUGAUAUACCAGGAUGUCCACCGAGCUGGAUUUUCAGUUCGGUAGGUUACUGUUAUACAUUAAAGAGGCCAGUUCACGGUUUAACGUGGUUAGAAGCGCAGAAGGAAUGUAAUUUGGUACGCAGCAACCUACUCACGUUGACUUCUGCCAUCGAGUAUUCUUUUGUUGCAGCAAUUUACAAAAAAAGCAAAACACUACCAUGGAUUGGUUACAUGGAAGAUAGCAGUGAAGGAAAAUUUAUGCCCGUGGAUCCAAACUCCGGACCUUGGCUAGAAGACUUACCGAAACUCACUGGAAGUUCCCCUGGACAAAACUGUGCCUAUAUAGACUGGCGAAAUAGGAAUGGAUAUAUUUUGGCUAUGGAUGACUGCAGAAAUCGCCAUGAAUAUAUAUGCAAGCGUCAUCAAGAUGGUAACACGAUACCGUAUCUUCCACAAGAAGAAAUGAUGCGUAGCAGCGUCGCAAAGUCUCCAAUCCGUUUCACUGUCUGGUUGUUUAUUAUUCUGCUUAUUCUGUUGAUGCUUAUCCUACUUUAUUUAUGUUAUCGGAAGUGUAGAAAGCAACAUGCACUGUCACGUAUUGGAAGUUCCGAUGUAAACCAGCGCCUGGUUGCGGGAAUCGAUGUGCAGAGAGCUGCAACAUCCACUACAGUAUCACAUAUCGAAAGCUCCGAGGUCCAAAGAAUUGAUGGUGCUAAUAGUGAUGCAAGAGUGACUACAGUAACUGAAAAUGCUUUCAAUGCAGUCUUAGAUGGAGGUUCAUCAAGACAAACAAUAGAACAAAAUACUCCGAAUCAAAACUCGCACUCGGCACAGCAACUGAACCUGCAACGAAUUGAACCAACAGUUCUGACAAUUGAGCCAUGUUUUAAUGCCCGUCAAACGAGUGAAGAACGCCUCUCGGUACCUAGUCGAAGCAAACAAAACCUACCAUUUGGCUUACGGGAAAAUACAAUGGGCAGCACAACGAGGGAAGAAGCACUACUCAAAAUACGACGCGGUGAACUGUUUGAACGUCCACGCGUAUCUGUUCUAGAUCAUACAUCCGCCAUUAGCCUUGACGAAUUCUGGAACAAAAAUGAAAUGUCAACAAUUAACAGAAAUUAG